AUGUUCAGAGUAGGGAUUAUUAUUGUAUAUAUUCUUCUGUUCCCAGCUUCACAUGUGCAGCGGCACUAUAUGAGAAAUCUUCACUACACUGAUCCCAAAGGAGAGAAGAUGUCCUUUAAUGAGAGAGGAGAUCUGCCCUCUGAGUGGUCCUUAGCAAACUUGGUCUUGUACAAAACUGUCACUAGAUAUAAAAUUUUUAUAGACCACGUGAUCACAAAUGAUGAGUCACUAAAUUAUGGCCCGACUAACAGUAUUGCCCUAGGAGAAAUCAAAUGGAAAGAAGGCAAGGACAGUGUGGCGCUAAUUUCCUCAGUAACAGCUUCAUCUUUCUCUGCCAUAACAUUAUUUAUAUUAAGGAACUUUAUUUAUUAUUGGAACACUCCAAUUGUGAAAGCCAAUAACCGGGCUGUAAGCCUCAUUCUCCUGAUCUCCAUCUUGCUGAGCUUCCUCUGUGUGUUCUUGUUCCUCGGCCGCCCGGUGGAUAUAACCUGCAGGCUGAGACAGACAUCAUUUGGGAUCUUCUUCUCCACAGCUGUCUCUUCUGUAUUAGCCAAGACUGUCACUGUCUGUAUUGCUUUCAAAGCCACCAAGCCCGGUAGUCCCUGGAGGAAGUGGAUCACACUCAAAGUCUCUAAUUAUGUGGUCAUUGUGUGCUCCUCUGUCCAAGCUCUGAUCUGUGGUAUCUGGCUGUCUGUAUCUCCUCCCUACCAGGAAUAUGACCAUCACUCCUAUCAAGGAAUGAUCAUCAUUCAGUGUAAUGAGGGGUCAGUGAUUGGAUUAUACUCUAUGUUGGGUUACAUGGGGAUCCUGGCGGCUGUGAGCUUUGUUCUGGCUUUCAUGGUGAGGACAUUACCGGACAACUUUAAUGAGGCCAAGUACAUCACCUUCAGCAUGCUGGUGUUCUGCAGUGUUUGGAUUUCAAUGAUCCCGGCCUAUCUGAGCACCAAAGGGAAAUACACAGUGGCUGUGGAGAUAUUUGCUAUACUGACCUCAUGUGCCGGUGUUCUGGGCUGUAUAUUUUUCCCAAAGCUCUAUAUUCUGCUUUUGAAACCUGAAAUGAACUCUAGAAAAAUGAUGCUAGAGAAAGACAUGUCAUAA
Messenger RNA from Pseudophryne corroboree (corroboree frog), 1098 nucleotides. RefSeq names its product vomeronasal type-2 receptor 26-like. The transcript is spliced from 3 exons. Gene Ontology annotation, biological process: G protein-coupled receptor signaling pathway. The record is from RefSeq and is a predicted model, not a curated record. Gene Ontology annotation, cellular component: plasma membrane. NCBI's taxonomy places the organism in Eukaryota, Metazoa, Chordata, Amphibia, Anura, Myobatrachidae. Gene Ontology annotation, molecular function: G protein-coupled receptor activity. Bases 1 to 1098 code for a protein of 365 amino acids.